UUUGCAGAUCGCCGAGUCCAUCCUCUCCCCUGACUGCAGCCAGCAAUGCACGUGCCGCUCCGCAGGCGGCAUGCAAUGCAAACCAGCCGGCUGCCCAUUGGGCCAAGUUUGCACCGUGCACGACGGCGUCCGAGCGUGCAAACAACAACCGGGUCGUUGCACCGUCAUCCCGUCGUCGCGUCUCAGCUCCUUCGACGGCAGCAAAGGGGGCAAGAUGGCGGCGGGGACCUACGUCAUGGCGUCGGUUUGUGACCCCCCACAUGGAGGAGACCACCCACAUGGAGACCACCCACAUGGAGACCCCCCUCAUAGAGACCACCCCCAUAGAGACCACCCCCAUAGAGACCACCCACAUGGAGACCCCCGCCAUAGAGACCACCCACAUGGAGACCACCCACAUGGAGGAGACCACCCACAUGGAGACCACCCACAUGGAGACCACCCCCCCCAUGGAGACCACCCACAUGGAGGAGACCCCCCCCGUUGGUUCCGGCUGCUGGGGGACGUUGCAGAGGAUGAGGAGGGUCGAGCGUUGGUGUUUGCUUUGCAUCUCUACAGCCCAGCUGCAGCCGUCAGCGUCAGGAGGGACGGGAAGCUGUGGGUCAAUGGGGUCCCAGCCCCCAUCCCAUCCCAGCUCUCCCCCAAUCUCUCCAUCCGCCGAUCCCAAAGCUGGAUCUCCGUGACCCUAAAUCCCCACCUGGAGGUGACCCUAAACCCUAAAGGGGAAAUGACGGUGACGGUGACCAUGGAACCCAAUGGGGAACUUUGUGGGGUCUGCGGGGACUACGAUGGAGACCCCAAUAACGACCUACGGGGUCCGGAUGGGAAACUGGUGUUGGAUUAUGGGGCCAUGGCCAAGGCAUGGAGGGCACCCGACUUCACCCCG
This is a messenger RNA of Coturnix japonica (Japanese quail), 886 nucleotides long. The record is from RefSeq and is a predicted model, not a curated record. Lineage: Eukaryota; Metazoa; Chordata; Aves; Galliformes; Phasianidae.